ACAGCGACGCUCCUCUGCCCCGCGCACCUCCAGGAGAACACGGAGAAACCAGAGAAGAAACGCAGCCCCGCGGGAGAAACACGGAUUUUUUACUUUUAUACGGAAAUAUCGCCAAACUUUACGCACGGGAGCGGCGCAAACAGAAGGAACUAUCGAGGCUGUGGUUAUCUACCGCAUCAGAUCUGUGCAGAGGCGCCCCCAGCGACGCGCGUCACCGGGGCUCAUCUGGUGAUAGGACAGAUUCGCUCCAGGGUUUAAACCGCGCCGUGGAUCUGCUUUACGCACAGACACGGGGGACAGAGACACACAGAGAGCGCGUGGCACCAUGGGCAGAGCUGCAGGAUGGCAGCCGAUAACUAUAUAACCCAGCGCUCCAAACUCCAGUAAAAACAAACGCGCGCAUUUCAAACCGCCGUGAUGUUGUCCGACAAAGACGACCCGUGUCACCGGAUAGAGCACAUCGACUCCAGCACCAGCCCCGUCAUCAGCGCCAUCAUGUUCGGCGCCGGGAUCUUCGGCAACGUCGCCGCUUUGGUCAUCCUGGACAUCCGGAGACGCAGAGAGAACAAAAUGAACGGAAACCGGCGGCGCGCGCUGUUCCACGUCCUCAUCAUUGCUCUGGUGGUCACGGAUUUGACGGGGACGUGCCUGGUCAGCCCCCUCGUGCAGCUGUCCUACUCCAAAAACACUACGCUGGUCGGGUUCACGCCGGAGAGUCGCUCGGUGUGCUCGUACUUCGGGUUGAGCAUGACGUUUUUCAGCCUCGCCACGAUGUCUCUGUUGUUUACGAUGGCGUUGGAACGAUGUUUAGCGAUCGGGUAUCCGUACCUCUACAGCCGCUACGUCACCAGAAAAUGCGCGUACUUCAUCAUUCCGACUGUUUUCUUUUUAAGCGCCUUGUUCUGCCUCUUACCGUUCACCGGAUUUGGGAAAUACGUCCAGUACUGUCCCGGGACUUGGUGUUUUAUUGACAUGAACCCAGAACACAAAAAGGACCGCGUUUACGCUAACUUAUACGCCACGGUGAUGCUAGUGCUAGUGCUAGCGAUAGUGGCGUGUAAUCUGUUCGUGGUGUAUCAGCUGUUCAGAAUGUACCAGAGACGCAGGAGGAACGGGUCCGUGGUGGCGCCGACGAGGUCCAAAAGCGAGCGACGGGCGCUGUCGAUGGCGGAGGAGGUGGAGCAUCUCAUCCUCCUCGUGUUUAUGACCAUCAUCUUCAUCAUCUGCACCAUGCCCCUAGUGAUCCGCGUCUACAUGAACUCGUUCGAACGGCGUAAGGAGUCGCACCAGGCCGACCUCGUGGCCCUGCGCUUCAUCUCCAUCAACUCCAUCAUCGAUCCGUGGGUCUUCAUCUUCUUCUCCCCCAGCGUCAUGCACUUCUGUUUGGCGUCGGUUUGCAGGACGCCGCGCGGUUUCACCAGAGGCUCCAUCUUCAAACUGUCUCUGAGUCAAAAGAACUCGGUGGUCCAACAGGAUCUAACCCAACCCACGCUGAAGUACACAGAGGACUUAACCUGCCCCACCGCGGAGACGCUAUGACACUAUACAAGUAUUAGAGUUUUAUUUUAUUUAUUUGUACUUUUUUCAAGAGGCUGGGCCGAUGGAAAAUGGCAGAACUCGAUUUGAACUACAGGAACGGGCGAUGUUUCUGUUCACAGACUCAAUACUGAUAUUUUGUUGUUUUUUUGCACUGGCCUGUUCUCGUUGUGCAACAGACAAAUGAGUCAAAAUGGAAAUAGAAAAGAGUUAAAUGAAGAUAUGUGACCACAGACCGUAGAUAUAAAUGGACGUAGGAAGUGAUCACAGGCGUAGUUCUGGCUCCAUCGACUCUUUCUCUGUCUCUGCUGCUUCAGACUCAUUUUGGUCAUAAAUGUUCAUAUUAACCCUCUACAUGGU
Molecule: messenger RNA, 1896 nt
Organism: Periophthalmus magnuspinnatus
Lineage: Eukaryota; Metazoa; Chordata; Actinopteri; Gobiiformes; Gobiidae
Gene: ptger2a
Product: prostaglandin E receptor 2a (subtype EP2)
Exons: 4
Coding region: 418-1539 (373 amino acids)
Biological process (GO): adenylate cyclase-activating G protein-coupled receptor signaling pathway; positive regulation of cytosolic calcium ion concentration; inflammatory response
Cellular component (GO): plasma membrane
Molecular function (GO): prostaglandin E receptor activity
Source: RefSeq, a predicted model, not a curated record